CCGAAGCAAGCACUCCCUCAGUACUUUAAACAAACGUCUACAGUGGAGGUUCACACACCAAACCCAAGUUCACUGCCUCCACCUCCCCAUCAUGGGCCCACAGGCCUCCCGUGCCCACCAUGAUCUCCAUUCAGCAGCUGGUAGGCAGAUGGCUCUUCGUGGAGAACAAAGGCUUCACCGAGUCCAUGAAGGAACCAGGCGCGGGAAUGGGCGCCAUGGCCAAGCCAGACUGCGUCAUCACCUCUGAUGGCCAAAACCUCACGGGAAAAACUGAGAGCACGGUGAAGGUGACACAGUGCUCACGCAGCCUGAGAGACAAGUCUGAAGAAACUGCAGCCGAUGGCACAAUAGCUCAGGCCACCUGCAGCUUCGUAAACGGUGCAUUGGCCCGACAUCGGGAACGGGCCGGGAAGGAAAGCGCCAGAACCAGAAGACUGGAAGGCGGGAGUUAGUGGCGGAAUGUGUCAUGAACAAUGUCAGCUGUACUUGGGCCUGUGAAAAA
Molecule: messenger RNA, 502 nt
Organism: Myotis myotis
Lineage: Eukaryota; Metazoa; Chordata; Mammalia; Chiroptera; Vespertilionidae
Product: fatty acid-binding protein 5-like
Exons: 1
Coding region: 120-452 (110 amino acids)
Biological process (GO): fatty acid transport
Cellular component (GO): cytosol; nucleus
Molecular function (GO): fatty acid binding
Source: RefSeq, a predicted model, not a curated record